Messenger RNA from Diachasmimorpha longicaudata, 1386 nucleotides. RefSeq names its product protein PBDC1. The record is from RefSeq and is a predicted model, not a curated record. Gene Ontology annotation, cellular component: cytoplasm. The coding region runs from base 127 to 630 and encodes 167 amino acids. The transcript has 4 exons. NCBI's taxonomy places the organism in Eukaryota, Metazoa, Arthropoda, Insecta, Hymenoptera, Braconidae.
AGAUUUUCUGCCCCUUCUCGGAUGGUAAAAACCAUUCAAGAGUUUCCAGCAUAUUCACGUGUAUCGAUACAAAACAUUGGUAUAUUUAUAGUGCAUAUAUUCAUAUUAUUUGGGCUAUAAACAGUGAUGGCAAACAUUGGACAUGUGACAGCUGACCAGCUGAUGGCAGGUACGAGUGUUCUAUCGAGGCCUGCAGAGGAGUUCGAAAAUGAUGCUACUAUCGAAGCUAUGUGGGCGAUCAAAGCGUUUGAACAUGCAGAGAUAUACUUUAACAUUCUCUGCUCACUGGACCCGAAAAUCCUCAAACUAACCCCCCAUGACGAUACGAUCUACAAAACCUUCCGAGAAAUAUUCCCAGAUUUAAAGGUGGAUGUGAUCAGCGAGGAUGAGAUGAAAUCGCCAGAGGGCAAGCAUAAAUGGAGGCCAUUCUGCGAGCAGUUCAAAGACCUCGUCGAGGAUUACAGUAUGGGAACACUUUUGAGAGUCAAAUGCACCGAUGAAUACUCCGAGGAGAACAGCAUACUAGUUACGAGGAUUCAAUUUUACGCCAUUGAACUGGCGAGAAACAGAGAGGGCCUCAACGACUGCAUCAGAAAUGAAUUCAAGCCUAAGAAAAUCACGAAAACCUAGAGUACCUCGUGAAAGCGUCGCCCCAAUGAAAAAUAUAUUUUUCAGAUUAAUUUUAUACUCACAAAAAAAAUCGUUCAUUUGAUUUUGCAUCUAUUUAAAACAGUUUAUUAAUUUAAAAAUUCAUGAGACUUGAUUUCCUUCAUUUUCUUUGCUUAUUUUGAAUUGUGAGGCUGACCAGAGGGUUUGAAGCUCUAGCCACAUGCUUAGAUUUAGCUGGUGUAGCUCCAGAAGCGGCUGCAUCCCUAUUAAACUUGCGUUUUCUCUUCCCAAAGCCUAUGAGCCUCUUCAAAGACUCUGGAACGAUGUACUCUGGGACGUCCUUCAAAUGGGGCUGUAUUUUAACAGUAUGAAGAGCUUUGUCUUGUCUUAGUGUCUGCAAGUCCUUGGGAUUGUCAUCGAAGUAACUUUUUAAUUUGUCACAGUUUAAGAGCUCUUGUUUUAUUUCUUUCAAUCUGGCUUCUCUCACUGCUAUUCUCGUGACUGCCUUCCAGGCAUCUUUCGCUCGAUAUCUGUUCGAAAUACAGGAAAAAUUGAAAAUUUAUGAUUGAAGUUAUUCGACACAUCGAGAAUGAUGUUAAGAUUGCUCAAUUUUUGUUAAAGGAUUUGCACAUUUCAGAUUAAAACUUAAUUCUUCUUAUCAAACCUCUCAGAAGUAGUUAAAAAAAAUUAGUAAUAUUACGGCUCCGUAAAAGUUGUUAAAAACCAAUUUGAAUAUUUGUUAUGUUUCUUAAAUAAUAAUACAAAUCUUCAACUAAA